This is a messenger RNA of Ilyonectria robusta, 654 nucleotides long. RefSeq lists its product as uncharacterized. Gene Ontology annotation, molecular function: nucleic acid binding. The record is from RefSeq and is a predicted model, not a curated record. The transcript is spliced from 2 exons. Lineage: Eukaryota; Fungi; Ascomycota; Sordariomycetes; Hypocreales; Nectriaceae. The coding region runs from base 1 to 654 and encodes 217 amino acids.
AUGGCACCUCACAACUCGCAGUGGGAGGCCCAGAUCGAGGACUACCGCAGGAAUCGCCGCCUUCUCGUCGCCCGCAACAUUGACUUCAAGGCAUCUCGGGCUACAUUCGAGGCCGACGUCCGGGCCAAGCUCACCAAGCCCGGCUCCGUCAUCUUCCUCUGGCCACCCCCGUCUUCCGCUCAGUACAGCAACCCGAAUCGCCAUAGAGGUUGGGUGAUGCUUGCAUUCAACCAGCGGCCCGAUGCCAGGACAGCUGAGGUUGACCUGAAGGACUACGUGUUCCGCAACCGUCCGAUCAGAGUCGAUCGAGCAAUGAGGGUGACAUACCCAGGCUCCUCGAGGGCGCGGACAGCCGCCUCUGCCACCACCACUUCUGUCACUGCCACUCCCGCCAUAGCUCCCGCCAUCGCGGCUCCUACGACAACCGCUCCCACCACCGCUCCCACCACCGCUCCCGCAACCGCUGCCAGAAACCUCGCCGCCCAACCCACCCCGGCUUAUGGCACCGCCACCGACAACUCCUCCGACUCUCUUGAGGGGGCUCUCUUGAUGUCAUGGGAAAGUUUGCCCUCGAAGCGCCAUGACGAUCCCGAAGACGAGGACGAGAACUAUAGCAACCGAGACAUUGACGACGAAGUAUUUUGGGACGACUAA